UUGGCUACCAUUUUCCCUUUUACUCCAAGUCUCCAACGGCAUGGCAGCUCCCCUUGACAACUCUCUCCUUCCCAUUACCAGUUGACCCAAACUCUUUACUUGUAAUUUGUAAAGCCUUCUUCAUACCCAUGCACAGCCCACCUUUUCUGAUCAAUCACACGCUCACGCCUCAUGUGUUCUUCCACUUGCACAAAAGCAAUUAAAGCCUGUGACCAAAAGUGAAAAAACGCUUAUCUAAAUUUGUUUCUGUGCUCAAAGACCUUCACUCUAGAAUUGGACUUGUAAUGGGGAUCCCCCGAGUGUUCUUUUGCCUGGUCCUUUUUGCUGGGAUUCUAUGUACAGAAUCCAACUUCAUAGAAUACAACACUUCGCAAAGCAUAGUCCCGGGAAAGCUUAAUGUCCAUUUGGUUCCUCACACCCACGACGAUGUUGGUUGGUUGAAGACCGUUGAUCAGUACUACGUUGGCUCCAACAAUUCCAUCCAGGGGGCUUGUGUUCAAAAUGUAUUGGAUUCUCUAGUGCCUGCGCUGUUGGCUGACAAGAACCGGAAGUUUAUCUAUGUUGAGCAGGCAUUUUUCCAACGGUGGUGGAGAGAUCAGAGUAAGGCAGUGCAGGAUGUGGUCAAGCAGCUAGUGAGCUCAGGGCAACUAGAGUUCAUAAAUGGGGGUAUGUGUAUGCAUGAUGAGGCAGCAACACAUUACAUUGAUAUGAUUGACCAGACAACACUUGGGCAUCGGUUUAUCAAAAGGGAUUUUGGUGUUGUUCCAAGAAUCGGUUGGCAAAUUGAUCCCUUUGGACAUUCUGCAAUACAGGCUUAUUUGUUGGGUGCAGAAGUUGGAUUCGACUCACUUUUCUUUGGUCGGAUAGAUUACCAAGACAGAGCUAAGCGCAAAAAUGAGAAAAGUCUUGAAGUUGUGUGGCAGGGUUCCAAGAGCCUUGGUUCAUCUGCUCAGAUUUUUGCUGGUGCAUUCCCUGAGAAUUAUGAGCCUCCACCUGGUGGUUUCUACUUUGAAGUCAAUGAUAAUUCCCCAAUAGUUCAAGAUGACAUUAAUUUGUUCGAUUACAAUGUUCAAGAGCGAGUAAAUGACUUUGUUGCUGCUGCAGUAUCGCAGGCUAAUAUAACCCGAACAAACCAUAUCAUGUGGACUAUGGGAACAGAUUUUAAGUAUCAGUACGCACAUACAUGGUUCCGCCAGAUGGACAAACUCAUUCAUUAUGUCAACCAGGAUGGGCGUGUCAACGCUCUGUACUCUACCCCAUCCGUGUAUACUGAUGCAAAAUAUGCUACAGAUGAGUCCUGGCCAAUCAAGAGUGAUGACUUUUUCCCAUAUGCAGAUCGUGCAAAUGCGUACUGGACAGGAUACUUUACUAGUAGACCAGCCCUCAAGCGCUAUGUCAGAAUAAUGAGUGGCUAUUAUUUGGCUGCAAGGCAGCUAGAAUUUUUCAAAGGGAGGAGUAAUUCUGGGCCCAACACAGACUCACUGGCAGAUGCUUUAGCAAUUGCCCAGCAUCAUGAUGCAGUUAGUGGUACAGAAAAGCAGCAUGUGGCUAAUGAUUAUGCAAAACGCUUGUCUAUGGGGUAUGCGGAGGCUGAGGAAUUAGUUGCAUCUUCACUUGCUUGCUUGGCUCAGUCUGCAUCAGAUACUGGAUGUGGGAACCCAACAAUUAAGUUUCAACAGUGCCCUCUUCUGAAUAUAAGUUACUGUCCUGCAUCAGAAGUUGAUCUGCCUCAAGGAAAAAGUUUGGUAGUUGUGGUCUACAAUUCUCUUGGAUGGAAGAGGGACAAUGUAGUUCAAAUUCCAGUUAUCAAUGAAGAUGUUACUGUUCAUGACUCUGAGGGAAGAGAAAUUGAAUCGCAGCUUCUUCCUCUAGCCAAUGCCUACGUGGGCUUAAGGAACCACUAUGUCAGGGCGUAUUUAGGUCGAAGUCCAACUCAGACACCUAAGUAUUUGCUUGCAUUUAAGGCAUCAGUACCACCACUUGGUUUCAGCACGUACACUAUUUCAAGCACCAAACUUCCAGGUGCUAGUUCAACCAGAUCAUCUGUAUACACGUUUCAGAGAGGGGAAGAAUCUACUGUUGAAGUUGGUCAAGGAAAUUUAAAGCUUUCCUUUUCCACUGAUCAAGGAAAAAUGAUUAAUUAUGUUAAUAGCAGAAGCUUGGUUGAGGAACCAGUCAAACAAUCGUACAGUUAUUACUCUGGAUAUAACGGAAGUGAUAAAGAUCCUCAGAAUUCUGGGGCAUAUGUCUUCCGUCCGAAUGGCACAUUUCCCAUAAAGCCUGAAAGACAGGUUGCUUUGACUGUUAUGCGUGGACCUAUAAUAGAAGAAGUACAUCAACAAAUCAAUCCAUGGAUAUAUCAGAUUACCAGACUUCACAAGGAGAAAGAGCAUGGUGAAGUCGAGUUUAUUGUUGGACCUAUACCUGUUGAUGAUGGAAUUGGAAAAGAAGUUGCUACUCAAAUUACAACUACCAUGGAUACUAACAAAACAUUCUACACGGAUUCUAAUGGACGUGAUUUUAUCAAAAGAAUUCGCAAUUAUAGAACAGACUGGGACUUGGAAGUGAACCAACCUAUUGCUGGAAAUUAUUAUCCAAUUAAUCUUGGGAUUUACAUGCAAGAUAAUAGGACAGAAUUUUCGGUUUUGGUGGACCGGUCUGUAGGGGGAUCCAGCAUAGUGGAUGGACAAAUAGAGCUGAUGCUCCACAGGAGACUGCUACUUGAUGAUUCAAGAGGUGUUGCAGAGGCAUUAAAUGAAACGGUCUGUGUUCUUGAUAAAUGCAUGGGAUUAACAAUCCAAGGAAAAUUCUAUUUUCGAUUUGACCCCCUGGGAGAGGGUGCUAAGUGGCGUCGUACUUUUGGCCAGGAGAUAUAUUCUCCACUCCUGCUAGCCUUUGCUGAACAGGAUGGUGAUAACUGGAUGAAUUCUCAUGUAGCCAGUUUUUCAGGAAUUGAAUCCUCGUACAGUUUACCUGAUAAUAUUGCUAUAUUAACUCUCCAGGAGCUUGAUGAUGGAAAAGUCCUCCUUCGGUUAGCGCAUUUAUAUGAGCUUGGAGAGGACAGGGACCUUUCUGUAAUGACUAGCGUAGAGCUGAAAAAGCUGUUCCCCAGGAAGAAGAUCCGUAAAGUGACCGAGACAAGCUUAUCUGCCAACCAAGAAAGAACCGAAAUGGAGAAGAGGAGGCUUGUUUGGAAAGUAGAAGGCUUUUCUGGAGAAGAACUCAAGGUUGUGAGGGGUGGACCUAUUGAUCCUGCAAAACUUGUUGUAGAACUUACCCCUAUGGAAAUCCGUACCUUUGUUAUUGACUUCAUCCCAGUGUUCCACGAUGAUGUGGUUUAUGCCUAACAAUUCGAAAUGCACCAUGAAAUCCAGUCCUUGCUUGUUCAGAAGACAUUUCACAUUUGCCUCGUGUUCCUCCAAGUCAUCCAAAUCCUGUCAAUAUGAGUGUAAUGUAAUGAAGUUACAUUGUGUAUAUUAUCAGAAUGUAUGAUGGAAUCAUGUUGUUCGUGAAACAAAGUUAACGUGCCAAUCUACGAGGCAUUCAUGGGUUGUCACGUCA
Alnus glutinosa is the source of this 3561-nucleotide messenger RNA. Its product is annotated as probable alpha-mannosidase At5g13980. Gene Ontology annotation, biological process: mannose metabolic process. NCBI's taxonomy places the organism in Eukaryota, Viridiplantae, Streptophyta, Magnoliopsida, Fagales, Betulaceae. The coding region runs from base 285 to 3347 and encodes 1020 amino acids. Gene Ontology annotation, molecular function: carbohydrate binding; alpha-mannosidase activity. The transcript has 29 exons. The record is from RefSeq and is a predicted model, not a curated record.